Brassica rapa (field mustard) is the source of this 1433-nucleotide messenger RNA. RefSeq lists its product as uncharacterized. NCBI's taxonomy places the organism in Eukaryota, Viridiplantae, Streptophyta, Magnoliopsida, Brassicales, Brassicaceae. Gene Ontology annotation, molecular function: zinc ion binding; nucleic acid binding. The record is from RefSeq and is a predicted model, not a curated record.
AGAUUAGGGUUUUGGUUCUAAACUUCGCCAAGCCAUCGGUUCCGGCGCCGCCAUAAUGCCUCUGCCGGAGGUUGUGGCUGUUACAGAUUCUCGGCAAGAUGGUCUCACACAGAAUUCACAAAAACCAGCUCCGUUAACUCGCUCGUGGGUGAAGGUCGCCCAACAAAAUCAAAAAGAAUUAACAAAAUACGAUGUUCAAAUCAAGAUGGAGGAUGGUAUCGGAUCUGUAGAGAUUCCAGAUGAAGUCUUCAAGGACCCUCAACCCCUUUGGGAGGACUUUCUGAUCGGAAAGUUUUUGGACAAAGCCCCACAUAUUGGGAAAGUUCACGCAAUCGUUAAUAAGAUUUGGGCUUCCGACAAGUCACAAAUGGUAGAGGUUUAUGAGAUAAACCCUACAACUAUGAAGUUCAGAAUCCUCGACUCAGCAAUGAGAGGAAGGGUUUUGCGCAGAGGUAUGUGGAAUUUAGCAGAGGUACCAGUUGUGAUGACUGAAUGGAAACCCUUUGUCGAAGAGGAAGAACUCCAUAACUCUGUUCCUUUGUGGGUUCAUCUUAAAAAUGUUCCCAUGAACAUGUUCUCGUGGAAAGGACUCAGUUUCGCCACAAGCCCGAUAGGUGUUCCAGUUAAACUUCACCCUGAUACUGCUCUAUGCAAAGAUCUCAAGGUGGCUAAAGUUUUUGUCAAAGCAGACCUUACAAAAGCUCUCCCGCGGUCUAUGAAUUUCAAAUAUCAGGGAAAGGAUACACUCAUUGAUUUCACCUUUCCAUGGUUGCCAACUAAAUGUACAACGUGUGGGAAAUGGGGCCACUCAGAAAAGGAUUGUUUAAGACCGAAGGAGAUAGAGGUAACAAAAUUAGAUGAUGAAGUGGUGGUUUCACCUAUAACAGUGGAGGAGGGUAGUGCCAAGGAUUUGGAUAGUGGAAACAAUGAGGAAAUUCAACCAGUGCAGUCUCAUACCGAGAAUGAAAACCCGGAGGAGGCAGAGCAAGUAGUGGAUGUGAGUACCUCUGCUGGAAAAGAAAAUGAAGAUAAUCAGGAGGAAAGCUGGUUAACACCAGUUAAAGUGAGCAGAACACCGGAAAAAUUAAAGGACCUUGAAUCUGGUCAGGGUUCGAUUAUCUCAAAUUCUCGAUUCGCAGUACUGAGUUCAGAUGAGGAAGAGGAAGAGGGUGAGAUACUGCAACAGGAAGCAGUUUUAGAAAAAGACAAUACUCCACCUCAGGAACCAAUUCAAAAGAAGCAGGAAGUACAAAACAAAGCUAUGUCUACCAGACCAUCUUUGCCGCGUGUUUCAAAAGACAACCAUAAGCUUGUCUCCAACUCAAAUGUCCCAAAGACUACUGACUGCGGUCAAAAUCUUUUGGGGAAAAAGUUGACCAUGAAAUAACUGAUGUCGGGUUUCUAUUGGAACAUCCGGGGUUUUAACAAAAAUA